AUGCAAACAAAAACUAUUCUUGCUUUAUUUUGUACAAUCGUUAUACUUUUAAUCGGACACAAUGAUGGUGCGCCAACAGUUGAAAAAAAGAUAGUAGCUGAUAAAGAAACACCUGCUGCUACACACAAGAAACCAAAAACUGUUGGUUCGCGUACAGAAUGGAAAACACAUAUCGAUGCAAAAACUACAAAAUUAUUCAAUGAUCAUAAAGCAAUAGUAUCAAAGAAACUUAAUUCUGUGCAUAAAGUACCAACAUCGUUUAAUCCCAAACCAGCAAAAUAUUCAACGCAAGUUGUUCAUGGAAUUCUCUAUCAUUUUCUAGUUCAAAUACCAAAUAAUAAAUAUGCACAUGUUACAAUUGUUAGCCGCAAAUGGAAAAAACCAAAUGUACCAACUGAUGAAAAUGUUACUGUACGAGAACAACUUUAUGGUUUAAAUGACAAGAAUAUUUGA
Rotaria socialis is the source of this 453-nucleotide messenger RNA. NCBI's taxonomy places the organism in Eukaryota, Metazoa, Rotifera, Eurotatoria, Philodinida, Philodinidae. The record is from the annotation of a GenBank genome assembly.